AUAGCAUCGCUUCUUCUGUGAACGUCAGUCUUUGCAGCUUCCUGUGAUUUAUUUAAAACUGUCAGAUUGUGUCAGUGCAGACAGAUGGUUGUGCAAGAACAGACAAGACCGGGCCACAGCGUUUAGACAGUUGCAACAUAAGAGUUUUGUGGCUUCAGCAUUUUUUUUAAAAAAGCUUAGCGAACUGUACCAGCUGUCAGAGAGGAUGUAGAUCUGGGGACGGCAUGAAAAGGAGCUUUUUGUACGUCUUCCAGACCUUAUAUCGCAGAAGGAGGAGGUCUGUGGGACCACAGGAACCUCCUGAAAGUUCUUCUUAUGCAUGAGUUUGGCAGAAAACGUCAAUAAUCUGUUAGUUAAAAUGAUGGACUGUUGCUGGCAGUUCCUCCUCCUCCUGCCUUUACUCAGUGCUUAUUGUGAAGGCACAAAUACAUCGUUGAUCAAAAACCUAACAGACAACCUUCUGCAAACCGUCCCUCCUAAUGUCAACGAUUCUGAUGUUCAAACGCUGGUGAUUGAAGGGAGUCAAAUCACUCUGAACGAGACGGACCGACUGGCCUUUAACAGUUAUCCCAAGAUGGUUGAACUGCAUUUAGAUGCUAACCAGGUCACUACCAUACCAGCCAGGUACUUCUCUGGGCUACCAUUCCUCAGAGUGCUAACCCUAGCCAGGAACAACAUCAGCAGUUUGGACCCUGAGGCUUUCUCUGGCUUGGAUGUCCUGGAACAGCUGGACAUGUCCUACAACAAGCUGACAGAUCUCCCCGCAAAGCUGAUCACCGACUUAAAAAGUCUAAAGGUACUGCACCUAGAAGGAAACCCCUGGAACUGCUCCUGUCCUUUGCUGAACACCGUUAGAAAGAUGAAAGAAGCAAAUGUCACGAUCGUGGGCCCGACGAUCACCUGUGAAUCUCCAGAAGAGAAUAGAAAUAAAAAUCUCCUGGAUUCUAUCAAUCUUUGUUUCACAUCAACUCCAAAACCUGUGCAGAUAGAACCAAGGUCCACAUCAACACCAGGCACCUCUCAGCAACCCAAAGGAGUCAACAAGGUGUCGAUAAGCCCUUCAACAACUCAGAACUGUACCAUCGGUGCAGCAGGUCGGAAACCUGCGCUUGGCCACACCUGGAAGUUCACAGCCUGCGUUGCCGCCUUGGCCAUCGCCACCUGCGCCCUCAUCCUUGCCGCCAUCAAGGGACCUUCAUGGUACAAAUGCUUCCACAACUACAGGCAUCGGAGGCUGUACGACGACAACGACGAAGACGAGAACGUCCCGGCGGUAUUCUCUGAGACGGGGGGGCACGGCGACCUGCAGACCUUCGUGUUUGAAGAACUGAGUCAUCAGAUAGAGGAGGAAGACGGGGGCGAUGGAUACUUUGAGGAUCCGUACAUCAGGAGGGCAGACGACCAAGACGGAGAGAUUCUAAGAGGGGAUAUCUAACUAAACCAGAUCUAUAGUUUCUAGAUCUGUAAAUUACAUUAAUAGAUUUUAAUCUGAUUCGUAUGUGGAAUAAGCUAGUCGUUUAGUUUCUCUGUACUGUGAAGAAUGAAGGUGUUUACCAAACCUUCUGCACGUCAUCAGAGAGCAGAGGGUCCACUGAGCCACAGGGUUAUGAGGAGAAACCCAACAUCAAUAUUUAUUACAUCUAUUUUAUCACAGGGUGGAAGGGGAUGAUAUGGAGGAAUCCAAGCGAUUCAAAAACAGAGGCGGGUGUUCAACCUCAUUUUUCAAGGGUUGGUGUCCCGCAUGUUUUAGAUGCUUUUACACAAAUAGUGUAGAUUCUUCCUAAGCUUCAUUGAGCCACGAAUAAAACCCAAAAUUACCUUUAUGUCCAAACCUCUGAAACAAUAAAACAGUCUACAGUCAGUGGAUUCAUGGUAAAGAGGUUACUGACAGAAAAUCAGCCAGUUGGGUCGGCCAUGUUGGUGACGGAGAGGUUACUAGGUACAGCCCCCCCCAACCGCAUGCUGAUGUUCUAGAAAAUACCUUUUCUUGCUACAUGCAAUCAUCUGGACUUCCAUACACACAUGUUUUGUUACCAACCAGAUUAAAUGAUUAACGCAGCAGAACUUUACUGUAUAUCAGGAAUGAUUGGAUUAACCUGAAUGUAAACUGGAUUGAAAUGGUAUGAAUUAUUUUUAUUUUUAUAUAAAUUUCUAUAUAAUUUGAAAUAAGUUUGAACAAAUUGUCUUGAGAUGAGAUCCGCUGUAAAUUGUUGCUGUAUAAAGAAACUGAAUGGAACCCAGACUAAAUGUCAGCUAUCAUCGUUUUCUUCUAUUAUAUUUCUCCUAACCGCCCAGCUGGUGUCUAACAGAACAGCUUUUCCCAAACUUUCCACUCCUUCCUGCAUAAAAGCUUUAACAUUUGCAAAGUAACAGAAAAUACUGCAAAAUCUGGAAGAAGAAAAAAAAGAGAGUAAAGUAGGUAUUAUUUGUUGUUGGUUUGAUGAAAUUUUAACAGAUAAACAGCUGAAGCAGAAACUAGGCAGGAAUCCAAAAAUCAUCAAAUCAAAAACAUGAAAACAAAGUCAAAGAAACCAGAAACUAUGGAGACAUCAGGGGGGAAACCAUCACGAGGAGGAGGACUCAGAGAGACGGAGCUGGAGGAAGUUAGACAAGGAACCAGCACUGAGGAAAUGAACAAAAAGAGUAUUUAUGGGAGACUGAAA
This is a messenger RNA of Cyprinodon tularosa, 2663 nucleotides long. RefSeq names its product leucine-rich repeat-containing protein 19-like. The coding region runs from base 320 to 1435 and encodes 371 amino acids. The transcript is spliced from 8 exons. Gene Ontology annotation, biological process: interleukin-8 production; positive regulation of non-canonical NF-kappaB signal transduction. Gene Ontology annotation, molecular function: signaling receptor activity; protein binding. The record is from RefSeq and is a predicted model, not a curated record. Gene Ontology annotation, cellular component: plasma membrane. Lineage: Eukaryota; Metazoa; Chordata; Actinopteri; Cyprinodontiformes; Cyprinodontidae.